This is a messenger RNA of Spirometra erinaceieuropaei, 471 nucleotides long. The record is from the annotation of a GenBank genome assembly. NCBI's taxonomy places the organism in Eukaryota, Metazoa, Platyhelminthes, Cestoda, Diphyllobothriidea, Diphyllobothriidae.
AUGACGGUUGAUGCACGAGUCAUCCGAGUGCAUGGCCUCAAGGAACCCUCGGCCUUUCUUGAAGGGACAGGCACCGAGAAUCCGUGGCCGACGCUACUUUACGGAGCAGAGACAUGGACGGUGUACACGAGGCAGGCACGUCGACUGAACCACUUCCACCUCAGUUGUCUCCGUCACAUCCUGAAGCUGAACUGGCAGGAUCGCAUACCCGACACUGGUGUGCUAGAACGUACGGGAAUGCUCAGCAUUUUUUCCAUGCUGAGACAAAUGCAUUUGCGCUGGAGCGGCCACCUGGUGCGCAUGGACGACGAGCGACUACCCAAACGACUCUUCUACGGAGACGUCGCGACGGGUCCUCGCCGUAAAGGAGGCCAAAUUCGCCGUUACAAGGAUACUCUGAAGUCCGCCCUGAAGCGUCUGCAAAUCAACCCGACCAACUGGGAAGAGCUCGCCCGCGAUCGUCCGACAUGA